Nematolebias whitei (Rio pearlfish) is the source of this 915-nucleotide messenger RNA. RefSeq names its product cytokine-dependent hematopoietic cell linker. Gene Ontology annotation, biological process: intracellular signal transduction; cell surface receptor protein tyrosine kinase signaling pathway. NCBI's taxonomy places the organism in Eukaryota, Metazoa, Chordata, Actinopteri, Cyprinodontiformes, Rivulidae. The record is from RefSeq and is a predicted model, not a curated record. The transcript has 14 exons. Bases 1 to 915 code for a protein of 304 amino acids.
AUGAAUGAGCCUGAGUAUGAUGUGGUGGAUGACCAGGAGGACGUGCACAGCGUGCGCAUACUUCCUGCCAGGCCCAUGGACGAUGACAGAGAGUACGCAGACAGAGAUUUCCCAUGGUCAUCCUGCAGCCAGGACGUCUCCACUUGUAGAGACCUUCCUAGAUGUCUCCCUCAAGAGAUGCCACACAUUACAGGGCCUGCUGUAAACAGAAACCUAAAACCGGGCCGACGAAAGACCAGAUUAGAUAGGAGGCCCAUGCCUAUGAAGCCAAAAGACCAUGAGUCUCACAGCAGACAGCUGAUGACAAGUGAAGAGGCUGACUCCAGUUUACAUUUAAAAGAGCCACAAACUACUAAAAGUGUUUCGGCUCAUUUAGCCCAUCAAAGACAUUCUCUGGAUUUGGAGACUCAUGACUUGGACAAAAGGGCACACCAUGAUUUUGAAAGUGUGCCGUCACAACGCCAUCAUCAUGAGUGGCCUCUAACCAAAGAAGACCAGAAUGAUGUUGUUCCAGUGGAGAAGCCAAAUACCUACUGUGAGGAGGACUGGUACGUUGGGGCCUUUAAUCGAACAGACGCCGAACACGCCUUACACCUGGUGAACAAGGAUGGGGCAUUUUUAGUCCGAGACUGCUCCAUUAACACCAACAGCGAACCCUUGGUCCUGGUUGUGUAUCACGAGAAGAAAGUUUAUAAUGUAAAAAUUCGGUUUGUUGAGGCCACCAGGAAAUUUAUGCUGGGAACCGGACAAAGAUCAAAUGAUAUGUUUGAUUCUGUAGCAGAGAUGAUCAAAUUCCACUCCAUAUUUCCAGUAACGCUCAUCAGUGGGAGAAACGCCGCUGGCACCAAAUAUCCAGAAAACUGCGUUCUAACCUGUCCAAUAACAAAAAGUGAUGUUGUGCAACUUCUUCAGUGA